GUGUGGGGAGAGUCAGAGCAUUUCAACAAAGUCUGACUAGUGUUAUUACUAUAUAAUUAUCUAAUAUGGUGAUGUUUCCCUCUGGGUUUCAGGUUUGGAGAUGGAUGUUUUUUGCCUAUUUUCACUGGCUUUGUGUGUGUCAAGAUAUGCAAGAAAAGCCAAGGCCGUGCUACCUAGUAACUAUCCCUGAAAACAUGAAGGCAGGUUUGAAAACCAAGGUUGUUGCCAGUCUUUUGCACCCCACCCUUAUGCAGGAGACCCUGCAUAUGACCAUAUCGCUGAUUGAUGAUGGACAGAGCACAAUCCUCUUUCAGAAGAGUUCUGACCAAGAUUUUCACCUUGGGUUCCAGUUUCAGGCCCCUCAGGUGCAGGAAAAGAAGGUAGUGAAGUUUAAGGUGGAGGUUCGUGGUGAAACAUUUCUAUCAUCAGAGGAGCGAAAGAUCACGAUUUUACCAUUCAGAAAGAUGACAUUUGUUGAAAUGGACAAACCAGUAUACCACCCAGGACAAAUAGUGCAUUUUAGAAUCAUCUCCUUGGAUAUAAAUUUUACACCUUUGAAUGAGUUGUACUCAGUGGAGCUUGAGGAUGUAAAUGGUAACAGGAUUGGACAGUGGUUAAACACCACAUCCAGAGGCAACAUUCUACAGCUUUCUCACCCCUUGAACUCUGAAGCACCUGAGGGAAAAUAUACCAUAACUUUUUGGAUUGAUGGGGAAAGACAUUACCGUAAUUUUCAGGUACAACAGUACGUUUUGCCGAAGAUUCAGAUUGAAUGUUACCUUGGCAAUUGGAUCAGUGCUGGUCAAGAGGAGUAUAAAGUGAAAGUGUGUGCAAAGUACACGGAUGGCCAGCCUGUCAUGGGUAAAGCUGAGGUAGAGUUGUGUCGGCCCAUGGGCGGCUUAUUCUCAGAAAUUUCUCAGAAACAUUGUCACAAAGAAACAGUAGAGAUGGACCAAACUGGAUGUGUCUCUCAUGUCUUUAACCUGUCAACUUUCUUGGACGAAAGCAAGAAAAUGUUCUCUGAUGUAUUUGUAUUUAAUACAAAAGUAGUGGAGCAGGGAACAGGUAUUACAAGAGAUGAAAAAAUGCACAUCCAACUUUUCUACAGCAUAGGAAGGCUCUCAUUUCUCGACACACCCAGAACAUUUAAACCUGGGUCAAUUGUUGAAGGCAAGAUUAAAGCUGUUCACUUCAAUGACACGCCUAUAUCCAACAUGUCAGUUUAUCUGCUUAAGUGGUCAUCAGAACAUCUACCGAACCUAACCACAGACAUUCAUGGUAUCGCCAGUUUCUCCCUCAACACAACUGAAAUGCCUCAAGAGUAUCUUCAUCUCAGGGUAAGCAGCAAACCAGACUUGAUAUAUGAAGGAGACAGGGUCCCAUAUAUUGUAUCAGGACAGCAUAGCCUUUCAGCGAUGCGGCCUGCAGCCCCUCAAAGGAUAAAGUCUAGCUACCUGGAAAUUCAGGGAAUAGACAAAACACUGGCAUGUGGACAGGAUGUAUCCAUCACCGUCCGCUACAAAUUUGAAUUCAAGACCGUCCCAGUGGGCUCUGUUGAUGUCAUCUACCUGGCCUUAUCCAGAAGGGCGAUAGUUGAUCAUGGAUACAGGAAGGUUAUCGUUCAGGACAGUUCUGUAACGGAGGGUGAAGUCACCUUAGAUCUGGGAGUGGUUCCAGAGAUGGUACGGACGUUACAGAUCCUUGUGUAUAGUAUGUUACCCAGUGGGACUGUCAUCGCCCACAGCAUGAACUUCCCGACUGAGAAAUGCUUCAGAAACAAGGUGUCAGUGGAGUUCUCUCCCUCCAAUGCAGUUCCAGGGGAGAAGAACACCCUGCAGCUCUCUGCCCUGCCUGGUUCCCUGUGUGGCCUCAGUGUAGUGGACAAGAGACUGAAAGCAGGCCAGAUAUUAGAUUAUGAUUCAGCCGCCUUGUACGUUGGCCCCGAUCUUUCAGAUUGUGUGCCGAUGCAUCCAAGCAGGUACAUGCAGCCCUACCUGGAAACGGAUCGGGACAAAAUCACUGCUUAUAGCGUUUUUAAGGAUUUGGAACUAGAGAUGGCAACUAAUCUGGAUGACAGAGUACCUUCCUGCAUAAUAUACAAGGGCAAAUUAUAUGAGAAAUCUGGAAAUACACAGUCAAUCAAGAAGUUCUGGUUUACAGUGGAGCAAAAUUAUAAUCGACCCACAGAGACAGUGCAUAAAUUCUUCCCUGAGACGUGGAUAUGGGACCUUGUGGAAGUAGGGGAGUCUGGAUCAGCAGACGUGUCUCUGACAGUCCCAGAUACCAUCACCAACUGGACGACAGAGGCUUUCUGCCUGGCCCCCGGUGGGUUUGGUCUGGCUCCCCCAGUGGAGCUCAAUGUCUUCCAGCCCUUCUUCCUGGAGAUCACCCUGCCCUACUGCAUCAUCCAGGGAGAGAACUUUGACCUGAAGGCCACUGUCUUCAACUACCUGUCCAAGUGCAUCAUGGUUGCAGUGACUCCAGCUCCCUCAUUGGACUACACUCUCACACCCUUGAAUGACAUCCAGUACUCAUCAUGCUUGUGUGCCAAUGAACGAAAGACCUUCAGCUGGACAAUGUCACCCUCUGUCCUUGGGGUUUUGAAUGUGACCAUUAGUGCAGAGGCUGUCCAGUCACAUGCUGCUUGUGACAAUGAGAUUGUGAGUGUACCAGAGAGAGGACGCGUUGACAUAGUCACACGGAGCCUGCUAGUGAAGGCUGAAGGAACUGAAGAAACUGAAACCUACAACUGGUUGCUGUGUCCAUCUGGAGAAGCUCUGACAGAGGAGGUGAAACUGCAACUGCCCAUGAUUGUGGUGAAAGGAUCUGCUCGAGCUUCGCUGUCAGUCUUGGGGGACAUCCUGGGCCGCGCCCUCAAGAACCUGGACGGACUGUUGCGGAUGCCAUAUGGGUGCGGAGAGCAGAACAUGGCGCUCCUUGCCCCCAAUAUCUACAUCCUAGAGUACUUGAGGAACACAGAGCAGCUCACCUCAGCCAUCAGAGACAAGGCCACCAAGUUUCUCACUAGUGGUUACCAAAGGCAGCUAAACUACAAGCAUUCAGACGGGGCCUACAGCACUUUUGGACGAGGAUCUGGAAACACGUGGCUGACUGCAUUUGUCUUCAAAAUCUUUAGCAAAGCACGGUCCUUUAUCUAUAUAGAUUACCCAAAAAAUAUGGAAACCAUGACAUGGUUGCAAAAGAAACAAAAAGAAAAUGGCUGUUUCAUGAAACUUGGGGAGCUGUUUAACAACCGAAUAAAGGGUGGGGUGACUGAUGAAGUAACUCUUACAGCCUACAUAACUGCCUCAAUGCUGGAGCUCAACAUGUCAGUUUCAGAUCCUGUUGUGAACAGCAGCUUGUCUUGUCUGAGGAACUCCACCAGUGAUUUGUCCAACACCUACACUACUGCUCUGCUAGCCUACACCUUUACCCUGGCAGGAGACAUGGAGAUGCGGACGCUGCUUCUGCAGCACCUGGACAAGAUGGCUUUACAAAAGGGUGGUCUCCUGCACUGGACCCAGACCUCCUCAGAGACCUCAGCCUCUCUGGCAGUGGAGAUCAGCUCCUAUGUUCUGCUGGCGUCCCUCAGUGCCUCCCCUCUGUCUACCGCUGAUCUGGGCUACUCCUCCCGCAUAGUCAGGUGGUUGGUGAAGCAGCAGAACUCCUAUGGUGGCUUCUCCUCCACACAGGACACAGUGGUGGCCCUCCAGGCCCUGUCUCUGUACUCCACCAAGGUGUUCAGUAAAGAGGGCUCCAGCACAGUGACAGUAAAAUCUCCCAGUGGGGGACAGCAUGUCUUUGAUGUGAACCAGAACAACAAGCUUCUCUACCAGGAGCGCCAGCUGCAGGAGGAUGUGGUUGGGAAGUACACUGUGGAGGUGAAGGGCAGUGCUUGUGCCUCAGUACAGCUGUCACUGCAUUACAACAUCCCUACUCCUAAAGUUGGCACAUCGCUCAGCAUUCAGGUCAUACCAGAAGUUGAGUGCAACAGCGACACUAAGAGAAAAGUCAAGCUGUAUCUUCAAUUCCAGUAUGGAGGAAAAGAACAGAGCAGCAAUAUGAUUAUAGUGGAUGUGAAAAUGUUAUCUGGCUUUUCCCCUGUCCCAGAAUCCUUGAAAGAGGUGAAGGAUUCCCUUCUUGUGGAGCGUGUCGAUAACAAAGAUGACCAUGUUUUACUGUACUUGACAGGGUUACAAUCAGCCGUGCCUCAAAACUGCAGCCUAGACAUCAUACAGAAGUUUCCAGUAAAGAAUCUAAAAUCAGCUGUGGUCAAAAUCUAUGACUACUACCAGCCAAGUGACCAGGCUGAGACAGAAUAUGUCUUCCCAUGUGCUGUUGAUACAAGUAGAAAAUGAAGAAAGUGGAAUGCAUUGUGGAGCGUUACCCCUUUGGUUGAAUUUGUGUCAUUUUAAACACACAGCUGGAAAUGAAUUUACUUAUUAAAACCUUAUCCC
Messenger RNA from Esox lucius (northern pike), 4457 nucleotides. Its product is annotated as alpha-2-macroglobulin. The transcript has 36 exons. Gene Ontology annotation, cellular component: extracellular region. Lineage: Eukaryota; Metazoa; Chordata; Actinopteri; Esociformes; Esocidae. The record is from RefSeq and is a predicted model, not a curated record. Gene Ontology annotation, molecular function: endopeptidase inhibitor activity. The coding region runs from base 66 to 4358 and encodes 1430 amino acids.